Molecule: messenger RNA, 4065 nt
Organism: Ruditapes philippinarum (Manila clam)
Lineage: Eukaryota; Metazoa; Mollusca; Bivalvia; Venerida; Veneridae
Product: serine--tRNA ligase, cytoplasmic-like
Exons: 11
Coding region: 94-1620 (508 amino acids)
Biological process (GO): seryl-tRNA aminoacylation
Cellular component (GO): cytosol
Molecular function (GO): tRNA binding; serine-tRNA ligase activity; ATP binding
Source: RefSeq, a predicted model, not a curated record
UACCAUGGAGCCUUUAAGGCUAUUGAAGUCGCCACAUAUUCAAUCACACGUUUUUUUGUGCAACCGGCUUGUCGGAUACAAGAUUAAUUGAAAAUGGUGUUAGAUAUUGAAUUAUUCCGGUCGGAUAAAGGAGGAGAUCCUGAAAAAAUUAGACAAAAUCAAGCAAAACGAUUUAAAGACGUCACGUUAGUUGAUAAAGUCGUGGAACAUGACACUCAAUGGAGAAAAUGUAGAUACAGGGCUGAUCUGUUAAACAAGUUGAAAAAUGUGUGCAGCAAGGCUAUUGGAGAGAAGAUGAAGAAGAAGGAACCAGUAGGCGAGGAUGAGACAUUGCCCGAAGGUCUGCAAGAAGAUCUCGAAUCUGUCAAUCAGGAAAAAUUAGCUUCUCUCACAGUGACACAGAUCAAGAAGUUACGAGUGUAUAUUGACGAUCAGACAAAGCAGAAUGAUUCUGAUCUCACCAAACACGAGUCAGAGAGAAACGAGUCUCUCAAAGAAAUGGGCAACAUUCUCCACGAGUCGUGCAUUGUCUCAAAUGAUGAGGAUGAGAAUGGAAUUGAGAGGACAUCAGGAGAUUGUGAAAGUAAAAAGAAAUAUUCUCAUGUUGACCUGAUAGUGAUGAUAGAUGGGGUAGAUGAUACUAGAGGAUCCAGUGUAGCAGGUGGUAGAGGCUACUAUCUCAAGGGACCAGCUGUGUUUUUAGAGCAAGCACUGAUCAACCUAGCAAUGCGGUUAUUAAACGAGAAAGGUUACACCCCCCUGUAUACACCUUUCUUUAUGAGGAAAGAGGUGAUGCAAGAGGUGGCUCAACUCUCACAGUUUGACGAGGAACUGUAUAAGGUCAUAGGUAAAGGAAGUGAAAAGCAGGAAGAUGGUAGUGUAGAUGAGAAGUACUUGAUAGCAACAUCGGAACAACCUAUUGCCGCCUACCAUCGUGAUGAAUGGGUUCCUACAGAAACCUUGCCCAUUAAAUACUGUGGUUACUCGACUUGCUUCAGACAAGAAGUAGGAUCCCAUGGUAGGGAUACUCGUGGCAUCUUCAGAGUCCAUCAGUUUGAAAAAGUUGAACAGUUUGUACUGACCUCCCCUCAUGACAACAAAUCAUGGGAAAUGAUGACAGAAAUGAUCACAAAUGCUGAGGAAUUCAACAAGCAGCUUGGAAUACCUUAUAGAAUAGUCAACAUAGUUUCGGGCGCUCUGAACAAUGCUGCUGCUAAGAAACUGGAUCUUGAGGCCUGGUUCCCUGGAUCAGGGGCAUUCAGAGAGUUGGUUUCCUGCUCAAAUUGUCUCGACUACCAGGCAAGAAGGUUAAAGGUCAGAUAUGGCCAAACCAAAAAGAUGAAUCAGGAGGUAGAGUAUGUACACAUGUUAAAUGCCACAAUGUGUGCCACAACUAGGGCCAUAUGUGCAAUCCUGGAGAACUACCAAGUUGAAGAUGGCGUGAUAGUGCCGGAAGUUCUACGUGACCUUAUGCCAUCACAAUACAAGGAAAAGAUUCCAUUUGUAAAAGCGGCUCCCAUUGAUGAGCAGGAAGUUAAGAAACAAAAGAAAAGUGGGAAGAAAGACAAACCGAAGGACGUAGCUGAGAAAAUGGACAAGAUGGCAAUAGGUGACAAUUAAAACCAUGACCAAUCAUUUAAUGAUUUUAUAUCACAACCUUUACAGUGUGAUGACAGACUUUUAAUGUUUGUGAAGAGAUAUAGUGGAACUAUGAAGUAUAUCAAUAAUACACAGCAGUUUUUGAAGUUUUGCAGUUUAAACAGACUUUCUUAGAAAGUAACGGUAUAGGUUCUUGACUUUUUGUUUUGAUUGUUUAAACUUUUUUGUUUUUUAGAUAUUUAAAAAAAAUUAAGAGACUUAGAUUUGACUCUACUAAUAAGUGUAUAUAAGAAUAAAUUUAGUAUCAGAUUUUCAUUGUAUGAUAAUGCAAAAUGAUUCUGGCACAUGAUUCUGGCACCUGUUAUAAGAAUGUGAGACAGGGCAAGCUGAAUUUCAAAUUAAGAAUAAAUUCUUUAAAAUUUUAAUAUAUUCAUGCACUCUGGUUCCAGGUCAGUGAUGAUACAGUGUUGAUUUACAUUCAUAAGGCCAUCCUUAAUAAUAUAUAUGUUUGCUAUUGCCGACCCAGAGUUAUAAGGAGUGGGUCGGUAGGUAGGCUUUUUUUUUUUUUUUGUUAUAUGAUUUUUACUGAACGUAAGUUAAUACGCUUAGUACGUUGUAGCAGAUUGUGGAAAUUUGGACUACGUACACUAUCAUCAUCGGCGACGGCAAAACUUACAUGUAAAAGACUGUCAAAAAACAAUAAAAAACAUGUUCACUAGUAAUCAUAACAUGAAAUAAAAAAAAUGACUAUGUGGACAUAAAUUCAAGCAUGGUCAAAUUACCGAUGUGAUAAACUUCUCCUGCGUAAAUAUUCCCGUACGAACUGGAAAAAUUAUAGUGGAUCACCAGGACAUAUCGUUUUAUCGGGUGAUCAUUACUCAAUUUAUUACACGUCUGUAAAAAAUAACACACGCAAGAUUUGUCUCCUAUAAUUUCUGAAUGGCGGAUAUUUGCACCCCUGUUUUAAAAAUGUUAAAAUAUUUCAUUGUUAGUUACCGAAAAUUAUCGCCGAUUGUUGAAAUUCCAUAGCGCUAAAAGACACAAAAACACUCGCGCAAAAAGUAGCAUCCAUAAAUAAAAGGAAUAUAAUGUUUCCAUUGUUAAAUAAUAAAUACAAAAUUUACACACGAAAUGACCUCUGACAAAUGACUGGUCGGCUCUUCUGAAGAAUCUGUGAAUCUUUGAUGUUUACACACCUGUAGUUGUUGCCGAAUCAUCAAAGAAGUGCCGACACUCAAUUGACUUCCACCUCAUUUUUAUAUAUCAGAAAAAAACUGUCAUUUCUUUUUGUCAAGGAAUGAUUACACAUGUUUAAUUAUUGCUCAAGUAAAAAAAAAUGUUGGAUAUUUAUUGUGUCAAUAUUAUUGACAUAUUAUUAAUCGGAAGUUCAUUUUGACAUGGAGUUUAAUUAGACGUAUGUAUAUUUGUGAUUUUGAUUGUGAUAUUUUAUUUACAUUUUUACGAUCUUGAAGAUAUUGUGCAAUACUUGUGUCUGCUAUCAAAGCAACAAUGCAUAUGAAAGGACCACAGCUUCCAAAAAUUUAUUUUUUCGGUCAAUUUUAUGACAGAAUCCCCGCUGCUACCAGAAAUGUUUCAUUGCAUGGGCUAAGUAUUUAAUCUGUGUCGGCAGUCAUCAACAAACGAACAUGUACUCCAAAGCACAUUAAAAUUACCACAUGGUAAACUAGUGACCAUAUAAAUGCUUUACAAAUAUUCAUUAAUUGAACAAACAUUAUUUUUAAUCCCGUUUUGAUACGUUCUAUUAUUAGUUAAUUCAACUUAAUUGCCGCGCGCAUGCAGUACUGCGUGACGUAAGGAAAAUAUCCUUCCCUGGUUGGUCGCUAUUUAUGUAAAUACUUUAAAUAGUAAUGCACAGAAUGCCCUCAUGAAUUAUCACUCGUUACUUUACAUAUUAAAUGUGUGAUUUUCCUCCGAUUUUAUUAUUGUUUUCGAGGGAAUUUUUUAGGUCGAAUGCCCUGGCUGAUUUGGCGGAAAUAAAAAAAAAUCUGAUUUUUUUAAGCUGAAAAAAACUUUUGAGUCGGGGCAUUUUCGGUGGGUCGGCCGGCAAUAGCAAACAGAUAAUUUUUUAAGAGUGGCCUAAGCCCACCUACGAACAUGGCAGAUUGACUUAGAAAGUUAGAGGUUAUUGUCUUAAGCAAUUGACUUGAAUUUCAAUAACUCUGUACUUAAAAAGGCAAGAUGCAACACUUAAUCAUUAUGAAGUAAAACAAUAAAGAUUAAUAUUUCAUGUAUAUUUGCAGGAAAAUAGAAAUAUCUUGGUACCAAUGAAGAAGAUGCUAACAUGAUCAUUUUAUCUAUUUUAGAAACCAAUUUUACAAACUCUUUUGUAAAUAAUAUUGUCUUUGAAAUUUCGUAUUCCUCUAGGUCUAAGGUGUAAAUGAUGAACUGUAAUACGAUAUUGAAUUCAUUUUCUGUUUACUUUUUAUUAAAAAGGAAAUUUUGAUU